Cutaneotrichosporon cavernicola is the source of this 855-nucleotide messenger RNA. RefSeq lists its product as uncharacterized. Bases 1 to 855 code for a protein of 284 amino acids. The record is from RefSeq and is a predicted model, not a curated record. NCBI's taxonomy places the organism in Eukaryota, Fungi, Basidiomycota, Tremellomycetes, Trichosporonales, Trichosporonaceae. Gene Ontology annotation, cellular component: endoplasmic reticulum membrane. The transcript has 3 exons. Gene Ontology annotation, biological process: GPI anchor biosynthetic process.
AUGUUCAAGCUCCCGCGCCGCCCGCGCCCGCCCAAGAUCCCACUGGCGCCUCCCGGUUCCUUUGCGCUACACAACUACUUUAGCGCACUGGGAUACCUCGCCCUCCUUCUUGGGUCGUGUAUCGUUGUCCUCCCCCGCUCGACCGAUUACUUUUACCCCGGCGGCCAUCACAGCCAGAGCACAAGUUCUGACCGGCCCGAACACCCGUGGCUCACGCCCAUCACGGCACACCCAGCCGGUACGGCGGCGUGGUGUGCGGCCGGCGUGGCGAUUACCAUGAUGUGGUGGGGUGCCAAGAUGGCACGUUGGUGGGGCACGCCGGAGACCUUUGGCGAGCGCUCCCGCGACGCCAUCCUCGCGACCGCUGGCACAGCCAUCCUCCUCCUGAACGCCAUCACGCUCCUCGGUGUACCUGUCAGCCACAUCCUCGAGUCGGCCUUGCUGUCUCUCACGCUCGCUCUCCUGACCGCCUGGCCGAUCGUGUACGUCCUCGGCAUCCCCAGCCUGUACGACGACGGCAUCGUCGCCCGCUGGCGCUUGACGCGCCUCGUUUGUGCGACUGACGCGCAUGACUCCAAAGAGCGCGCUCUCGCGUUCCCCCUCGCAGGUACGCUGAUCGGCGCGUGGGUCGGCGCAAUCCCGCUCGCGCUCGACUGGGAUCGCCCAUGGCAGAGCUGGCCCCUCACUCCCCUCGUUGGCUCGCUCGUCGGCUUUGUUGCGGGUGGAUACUGGGCGUUUAUAAAGUCUGCACUCACGGCACUCCACAAGGACAUUGCCGACGAGCAGGCCGCAGAGGCUGCCGCCGCCGACGUAGCCAAGGCGCCCGCGCGCAAGCGUAAAAACAAGACCAAGUAG